CUGUCGGCGGCGGCUGUCGCGUAUACGCUUCCACGUAGGUGACAGGAGCGCGACAUAACCUGCACCCUUACCCGCGCGACUCACUCUCGCCUUUACUCCCCAGGCGGUCUCUUCGCGCGAAUUGAAGCGACUCGCCCGCGGUAGUUUACCUCGUCAAAAUGGUGUCCGUUUUAAAUACCGUCGACACCGGCCACGAGGACAUGAUCCACGAUGCGGAAAUGGAUUACUACGGUUUGAGGUUAGCCACUUGCUCGAGCGACAACUCGGUGAAGAUAUUCGACCUGAAGAACGGCACUCAGAGCCUGGUCGCCGUUCUCAAGGGACACAUCGGCCCCGUGUGGCAGGUCGCGUGGGCCCACCCGAAAUUCGGCAAUCUCCUGGCAUCUUGUAGCUACGACAGGAAAGUGAUUAUCUGGAAGGAACUGGGAGAGUGGACCAAAAUAUACGAGCAUACCGGUCACGAUUCCUCUGUCAACUCGGUCGCGUGGGCGCCGCACGAGUUCGGCCUGAUCCUGGCCUGCGGGAGUUCCGACGGAUCGGUCUCCAUCCUCGCAAACACCGGAGACACCUGGCAGAUGCAGAAGAUAACGAACGCUCAUACGAUCGGGUGCAACGCGGUCAGCUGGUGUCCAGCGGUCGAUUCGGGCGUCGAUCCUAACGUGAGUCAACAGAGGAGCGAUCCCGUCAAGCGGUUAGCCACUGGUGGUUGCGACAACUUAGUGAAGAUAUGGAAGGAGGACGGCGACAGAUGGAUCGAAGAGAAUAAACUGGAGGCGCACAGCGAUUGGGUUCGCGAUGUCGCCUGGGCACCGGCAGUCGGCCCAUCUCGAGCCGCUUUGGCGUCUUGCUCGCAAGAUCGCCGCGUCGUCGUGUGGACUUCCAACGAUUACGCCAGUUGGACACCGAACGUUCUCAACGUCUUCGACGACGUUAUCUGGAAUGUCAGCUGGUCGUUGACAGGCGGUAUCCUAGCGGUCAGCGGCGGGGAUAACAAAGUCUCGCUGUGGCGCGAAAAUUCCGAGGGACAGUGGGCGUGCAUCUCGGAAUUGAACAAAGAUCAGGGGAAUCUUAACAAUCCAGAUCAACGCGUGUUGUAAUAAUCGCUUCAACAUGUAAAAUAAUAUGCACAUAAGCGUUGUAAAUUAAUACGGUUUGUUUGAUAUCGAGUAUCUUUUAGCAAAUUUCAAAGUUAAUACGAGUUAUAUUUACGAAUUAGUAUAUUUGAUUAUCCAUAAGCAUUCGAAAUAUAAUAAUAGUGUUUAUCUGA
Molecule: messenger RNA, 1267 nt
Organism: Wasmannia auropunctata (little fire ant)
Lineage: Eukaryota; Metazoa; Arthropoda; Insecta; Hymenoptera; Formicidae
Gene: Sec13
Product: protein SEC13 homolog
Exons: 3
Coding region: 159-1097 (312 amino acids)
Biological process (GO): COPII-coated vesicle budding; positive regulation of TOR signaling; protein import into nucleus
Cellular component (GO): COPII vesicle coat; nuclear pore outer ring
Molecular function (GO): protein binding; structural molecule activity
Source: RefSeq, a predicted model, not a curated record